AUGACUGUCCCACAAUUUGGUGGGUGGGAUCACAAACAAACCGAUUAUUCCAUGGUCUUUCAACGGGCUCGAGCUAAUAGGAAGCAGCAAAAGGCUGAUAUCAGACGCAGCUUUGGAAAUGAGCAGGAGAUCCUUGCGGCUCAACAACAAGAAGACCCUGUAAUUAGGAAAAAGAAGAUCUUGACUUACAUCAACUGCUGCAUUAGACCUUGA
Molecule: messenger RNA, 213 nt
Organism: Pistacia vera
Lineage: Eukaryota; Viridiplantae; Streptophyta; Magnoliopsida; Sapindales; Anacardiaceae
Exons: 2
Coding region: 1-213 (70 amino acids)
Source: RefSeq, a predicted model, not a curated record